UAUAUAUAUAUAUACUGUUGUACUCUAGUACUGAUUACAAAGAAGCGAUCCUGCGAGAUUACGAUGAUUGCGUUCAAGCAGGCAGCUAUCACCGCUAUGCGUUCACGGGGCUUUGUAAGCGCCACUGCUUGCGUACACAAUUGUUCCCCUGCUUUAACGUUCAGAGUUAACACCUCGAGGUUGUCGUUGCCAGGAAAUAAUAGGGACAUUCCAGCACACCCGAUCUCGCUACGCACGUUUGGAACAAAGCCCAAUACCGAUGGAAAGGCACAUGCGUGCGAGUGGCCUUCUUGUGGUUAUGCUUGUGCUUUCCCUAGUACACUACGAAUUCAUAUGCGUGUGCAUACUGAUGAACGCCCCUAUCCUUGCGAAUAUCCUGGUUGUGGAAAGAGGUUCAAAAUAAGCGGCGAUCUGACAAUACAUACGCGUGUGCAUACUGGGGAACGUCCCUACGCUUGCGAAUAUCCUGGUUGUGGAAAGAGGUUCACAACUAGCAGAAAUCUGACAACACAUACGCGUGUGCAUACUGGGGAACGCCCCUACCCUUGCGAAUAUCCUGGUUGUGGAAAGAAGUUUGCAACCAGCGGCGGCCGGAAG
Molecule: messenger RNA, 597 nt
Organism: Sphaeroforma arctica JP610
Lineage: Eukaryota; Ichthyosporea; Ichthyophonida
Exons: 2
Biological process (GO): regulation of transcription by RNA polymerase II
Cellular component (GO): nucleus
Molecular function (GO): RNA polymerase II cis-regulatory region sequence-specific DNA binding; DNA-binding transcription factor activity, RNA polymerase II-specific
Source: RefSeq, a predicted model, not a curated record